Messenger RNA from Aspergillus tanneri, 204 nucleotides. RefSeq names its product H/ACA ribonucleoprotein complex subunit NOP10 (gene NOP10). The transcript is spliced from 4 exons. Gene Ontology annotation, molecular function: telomerase RNA binding; box H/ACA snoRNA binding. Bases 1 to 204 code for a protein of 67 amino acids. Gene Ontology annotation, biological process: snRNA pseudouridine synthesis; rRNA pseudouridine synthesis; ribosome biogenesis. NCBI's taxonomy places the organism in Eukaryota, Fungi, Ascomycota, Eurotiomycetes, Eurotiales, Aspergillaceae. The record is from RefSeq and is a predicted model, not a curated record. Gene Ontology annotation, cellular component: box H/ACA telomerase RNP complex; box H/ACA snoRNP complex.
AUGCAUCUUAUGUACUCCCUGAACGCCGAAGGAAAGAGGGUCUACACUCUUAAGAAGGUCGACACAGAGGGACGGGUUACGAAGUCAGCUCAUCCUGCUCGGUUUUCCCCUGACGAUAAAUACUCUCGGCACCGUGUCACUCUGAAGAAGAGGUAUGGUCUGCUGAUGACCCAGCAGCCCGACAAGGAGGUUGCGCAGCUGUAA